Tachysurus fulvidraco (yellow catfish) is the source of this 2163-nucleotide messenger RNA. RefSeq names its product NEDD4 binding protein 2-like 2 (gene n4bp2l2). Bases 161 to 1537 code for a protein of 458 amino acids. NCBI's taxonomy places the organism in Eukaryota, Metazoa, Chordata, Actinopteri, Siluriformes, Bagridae. The record is from RefSeq and is a predicted model, not a curated record. The transcript is spliced from 6 exons. Gene Ontology annotation, biological process: negative regulation of transcription by RNA polymerase II. Gene Ontology annotation, cellular component: nucleus. Gene Ontology annotation, molecular function: transcription corepressor activity.
UUUGAUUGGCCGUUAGAUGUCAGUAAACAGUCGCGUGAGUCUCUUUCACACCUAACAAGAAAGAAACUUCCGGUAGUGAGUUUGUUUCGUUCGACUGUUUACAGCUUAUUCCUCUUUUUCGACGCACGUUGAUGUUUGCUGACGGACUUUCUGUUUUUCGAUGCCUAAUGUUAGUCCAGCUGGAUCUUCUCCACCUGUGAGUGGAAGCGUCAAAGAUCCACAGCAGCUACACCGAUCUGAGACGGCAAGCUACGGCUGGGCUUUUAAAGAGGACGCUCCCCAUCUGGGACUCCCUGAACGGCCGAGCGUGUUGGACCGUGUGGAGGUAGCGGAGGCGAAUCGCUGCCCCGAGCAGCGUAAUACAGGUGAAGCGAAAACCUCGGGAGAUGACGAGCGAGCGUGCUGUCAGCCGAGAAACAGAGAAGAGGUCAUUAAAGAGAUCAGCGUCAGCAGCACGGCUUUCAUCGGCCCCGUGUCACGACCACGGCCUGAGCUAGAAGGUGAGCUGAGCGAGUUUUAUAAAGAGCUUGAGCAAAUCCAAAAGCCAGACACUGUCGAUGGGAGUAAGGAGCCUGUAACUCAGUCCUGGCCUCCACCAGACACUGUAAAUGGGAACAGUGAGAAUGUCUAUCGGCCCUGGGCUCGAUCGAUCAACACACCGGUCGUAAAAGAGAAGUGGAACAAUCACAGGAACACCUACAGGCCUUAUCUAGGUUCUCGUCCACAAACAGACUACAGGAACACUCCACAGUGGAGACCUCAGGUUCAUGAUUGCUCAAACCUACACAGAUUUCAAAAUCAGUGGCAGGUUCCUCCACCAAACGUCUACUUCUAUCCUCCACCUGGACCUGGAGAUCACACACGCCCGCCGUACUCCCAGCCUCACAGACACCAGUGCCCUCAGGCUACUACUGCACACUUCCAGCUCAGUCCUGAUGCCAGACUCGCUUCAUCUCCCAGCCCUGCUUCAUACGCUCCAUACGAAGCCUUUGAAAGACGGUACUACGAGGAGCAGAAUUCUCAGGAUGUGAACCAGAGCACACGUAACAACGAGCCGGUGUUGAUUUUAAUGAGAGGAGUCCCAGGUUCUGGGAAAUCAACUCUGGCUAGGCAGAUAUCAUCCAGAGGUCCACAUGGACUGAUCCUCAGCACGGACGAUUAUUUCUACCAGGAGGACGGCUACCACUUCGAACCCGCUCUCCUCGGAGACGCACACGACUGGAAUCACAACAGAGCCAAACAAGCCAUGCUGGAAAUGCGUACGCCGAUUGUUAUCGACAACACAAACAUUCGAGCCUGGGAAAUGAAACCGUACGUCACUGCGGCUUUAGAGAUGAGGUACAGAGUGGACUUUGUUGAGCCGGACACCAGCUGGAAAUAUGAUCCUGUGGAGUUAGAAAAGAGGAAUCAUCACGGAGUCUCGAGGGAAACUAUAGCAAAAAUGCUGAACCGAUUCGAGCUUCCCAUCAGCGUGGACAUCGUGAUGAAUUCUUAUGAACCUUCACAUAAAAGAAUAGAGCAUCAUUCCAGACAUUAAAGACACAAAAAACUGACUUGAAGACUUUUAAAAGGAAAUGAACGUAUUUUUGUGCGAUUUUUAAAGAGGUUUUAAACAAUAUCGACUCUCUUCUCAUCUCUUUUAUUGUUUUAUUUAAACUUUAUGACAGGAAGUCUUUAAAUUAGUCAUUAAUAUUAAUGCUGCCAAUGAUGUAAGUCUUUUUUAUUUUAAGAAAUCUUUAUAGAUCUUUAGAAAUUUUUUUUUCAUUUGAAGCAGUUGUUUUUCUUUUUGAAAGCUUUGUAUGAAUCAACUGAAUUUCUUUUCUAUGUAAAAUCCAACUGUAACUUCAUUUUACAGUAUAUACCUAUUAAGUACCAAGAGCUCGCUUUACCUCAGUAGAACGAUCCGAUAUAAACAACACAAAGGAACCCUCAGGUAAAAUAAACAAAAAUUCCAUUUUCUUCUUGUUUCUUUUUUUCUUUUCUUUUUUUUUCCUAAAUGAAAAUGUUUUAAAUUUGGCUCAUUUGUUCUCCCUUUCUGUACAGAAUUUGCUCUUAUUCAUGUUUGUGAUGUGUAAUGAUGUUUUUAAUUAUGCCAUGUUAAUAAAAUCAACGAACAUUUUGUAUAAUAGAAUUGUAAUGAAUACAGGAUGUUCAUUUCCAUUA